Molecule: messenger RNA, 1936 nt
Organism: Galleria mellonella (greater wax moth)
Lineage: Eukaryota; Metazoa; Arthropoda; Insecta; Lepidoptera; Pyralidae
Gene: ClpP
Product: ATP-dependent Clp protease proteolytic subunit
Exons: 1
Coding region: 1125-1865 (246 amino acids)
Biological process (GO): protein quality control for misfolded or incompletely synthesized proteins
Cellular component (GO): endopeptidase Clp complex
Molecular function (GO): serine-type endopeptidase activity; ATPase binding; ATP-dependent peptidase activity
Source: RefSeq, a predicted model, not a curated record
UCUACAGGGCUAAACAUAGACUUAGUAUAAUGUACUACGGGAUUAAGUUAUCUAUUGCUGUUGCUAUUGGGGGUGGGAAUUGAUUGUUAGUAAUGCAGAUUAUCAGUCCCGUUGCUAGCAAUUAUGAAAUAUCAUCCUUCACUGGUACCCGCUACUGUAUAUCGGAAGUGCCGGCGGUGUAAUUAUUCCUAUGCCAUCUGUUAAAAAAUUGCUAUUUUAAUACUGAUACUGUAGAUAUUAGUCUAUAAAAUAAAUUUAGAGAGGUGAUGAUAGAUCAGAGAAUAUCUAAUCUCUGAUCUAAUAUCAUAAUUUUCUAGUGGUAGUAGUAAUUAUUAGGUUUUAGAGAUAAGAAAUACUGCAAUGAAAUACUGAGUAUCAAUUUUGAUACUAAAGAAUACGUAUAAUAUAGAAAUGUAAUUUUAAUUCUUUAAGCUUUGAUUAUCCGCAGGAACCUACUAGAGAUGUGAUGCAGAUUAGUAGACAUGUGGUUAGGGAUAAUUAUUAUUAUGAUUUGGUAUUUGACAGCCCUAAAUCAGUGUUGCCAGCUGAGAUAUUACUGUUGUAAUUUUGGGUAAAUAAAAUUGCUUCUUUUUUCUUACUAGAGUAGUGAAAUUCUCUAAGCGAUGUCAACUUGGAGAAGUUUGAACAACUUUUUUACGGUCUUUGUAUUUGUAAACCAUACAGCAAUAUAUAAAUACAAUAAAAUAUAACAAUGAGGCAGAACAGAUGGUAUAGGUACAUCUUUUUCGUCGUUCACUUUGUACUUACAUGGUAAAAUGUAUUGAAAAACAACACGAAUUUCUGAUGGAGUAAAAAUAAAAAGAAAAGAAAUUGUAACUAUUGGAGAAAAAAAAAUUGUGAUAUAUGGGUAAAAUUAAAAAAAUAGUACUUGGCAAUCUUUUCCUAAACUGUCACUGUCAAAUUAAAUUUGUCAGUCGAUUUGUCAACAUAUUUUUAUUUUCAAAUAAUAUAUUAUUAAAAAUAUAAGAAUAUUAAUACUUUAAAAAGUAGAUGUAUAUAAAGAUUAUAAGUUGUAAAAUAAAAUAUUUUCAAGACUACUUUGAUUUUAAUAAAUAAAAAGUACGAAUAACCUAUAAAUCCGGCUAAAAAAUUCAAUCAUAGAAAUGGCUUUGAACUACUUUCGGCAGCUCGCAAGGGCAGUGUCUGCAAUAAAAGUAACUAAAGCACAUGUAACAAAAGGAUUUAGUACCAGUGAGCCAGCCCGAAUUGGUAUGAUUCCUAUUGUUGUUGAACAAACUGGGCGAGGUGAAAGAGCAUACGAUAUAUACUCUAGACUUCUGCGGGAACGGAUAAUUUGCCUCAUGGGACCCAUUAAUGAUGAUAUAAGUUCAUUAGUAGUAGCUCAAUUACUAUUCCUACAGUCGGAGUCCAGUAAAAAGCCUGUUCACUUAUAUAUAAAUUCUCCUGGGGGUGCCGUAACUGCAGGGCUAGGUAUUUAUGACACAAUGCAAUAUAUAACGCCUCCAGUUGCAACAUGGUGUGUUGGUCAAGCAUGUAGCAUGGCAUCAUUAUUAUUAGCUGCAGGAGCACCCGGGAUGAGGCAUGCACUCCCUAACUCUCGAAUCAUGAUCCAUCAACCAUCCGGCGGAGUGAGAGGACAGGCUACAGAUAUACAAAUUCAAGCAGAAGAGAUUUUAAAGCUAAAAGCACAAAUUAAUGCACUGUAUGUCAGACAUACAGGAUUACCUGUUGAGAAGGUUCAGAAUUCUAUGGAACGGGAUUGCUUUAUGUCUCCAGCAGAAGCUAAAGCAUUUGGUUUGAUUGAUAAUGUUUUAGAGCACCCACCAUCCCAUGAUAUGGAGAAGGAAUGUACUGCAACAUCUUCCAGUGGUAGCACUAAUUAAUUCAAUAAGAAGCAAGAAUUUAAAAUUAACCUGUAAUGUUAUGUUUAAUAAAAAUUAUAUUGUUAACUUGU